UUUUCUAUUUUAUUUGCAUCUCCUGUUGUCAUGUUGUGUAACAUUAUGAAAAAGAUAAAGUUCUAUUUUGUACAUGUUUGACAUAUAUAUUAGUAAUCUGGUAAAGGUUGAUUGUGUUAAAAUGUCAUAAAGAGAAGAAUAUAUUGUAGUGUUAAAAAAAUGAUUCGUCUUACGAUAAGAUUUCUUUGUAAAUCACAAUAUACAACGCCCUUGCAUUGCAUGAAAUUAUUAAACAUUCCUAAAAUAGAAAUUUGUACGAUGUUGCAAAAAGAUUCUUCUCCGUUAGUAAUAGCUGGUCCUUCUGGAAGUGGGAAAAGUACUUUAUUGAAACGACUAUUCGAAGAGUUUCCAGAUAAAUUUGGAUUUUCUGUAUCGCAUACAACUAGAAAUCCUAGAUCUGGCGAAGAGGAUGGUAAACAUUAUUACUUUACAAAUAAAGAAGAAAUGCAAAAACAGAUAGAUAAUGGUGAAUUUCUUGAAACCGCUUCGUAUAGUGGAAAUUUAUAUGGAACCAGUAAACUUGCUGUAGAAAAUGUUCAACGUACUGGGAAAAUAUGUAUACUAGAGAUAGAAAUAGAAGGUGUCAAACAAAUUAAAAAUAGUUCUUUAAGUCCUUUGUACAUCUUUAUAAAACCACCGUCUAUAAAUGAAUUAGAACAACGAUUAAAAGAUAGGAAUACGGAAACAGAUGAAUCUUUACUACGAAGAUUAACUAUUGCUAAGGCAGAAUUGGAAUAUGGUGAGCAGCCAGGUAAUUUUGAUAUUGUGAUUGAGAAUGAUAACCUUGAUAAAGCUUAUGAGAAGUUGCGUGAAUUUAUUUCUUCCAAAUUAAAUGUCAAUACAUAAAACAGAUAGCUAAAUUAAAUGUGUCCAAGGAUAAGUAUUAUUCAUGAAUUUAUGUAACGUCACAAAAACAUCUUAUGAUUAGAAAUUGAUGGAAGAUCAUUAUGUUAAUGAUUUUAUGGGGAAAACAGUUGUCAGAAACGAAAGAAAAUAUUUAAUCCAUUAAUUUAGUAUAAUGGUAAACUGUGUUUACUGUAGUAGAUAAAAAAAUGUGUAAAAAAUAUUUCAAGCAUAAAUGGAUAAACAAAAUUUAUCUAAUAACUUAUAAAAAAAAAGAAUAUUAAAAUGAGAAAAUCAUUGAAAGAGACUAAGAAUUAAAAUUAAAGAUAUGUAGCAGAAUCUUUACCUGAUAACAGUGCCCACAUAUAAAUAUUGAAAAUAAGUUUACACGAUCGGACUAAGAUAUAUAAUAUAGUUGUGAGAAAGAUUAAAAUGUUAAACAGUUAUAUUUUUUACAGAAAAGAAUUUAAAUGUCUCAUACAGAUGCAACUAAAAGAGUAUAUUGCGUUAAAUUAAAUUCUUAUGAAAUAAUAGUGUCUUAAAUAGGCAAAAAUACAGAGAGAACUUAGUAAAUAAAAUGUAACCAUUUAGAUAUAGCUAACUGAGAUUAUUCACCAAACGAAGUUGUGUUCCAAUAGAGUAGGUUACUUACGAAGUACAUUUGGCUUUGUCUUGUACUUGCCUUUACAUCUAAAAUCAUGCGUUCUUUAUAACAUUUUAAAUUAAACCCAAACGAUAUUUUAUCGUAAUGCAAACAUAA
Vespula pensylvanica (western yellowjacket) is the source of this 1603-nucleotide messenger RNA. Its product is annotated as guanylate kinase. The transcript is spliced from 5 exons. The record is from RefSeq and is a predicted model, not a curated record. Bases 160 to 846 code for a protein of 228 amino acids. Gene Ontology annotation, biological process: purine nucleotide metabolic process. Lineage: Eukaryota; Metazoa; Arthropoda; Insecta; Hymenoptera; Vespidae. Gene Ontology annotation, molecular function: GMP kinase activity. Gene Ontology annotation, cellular component: cytosol.